AAGGUCACGUGAUCACCGAUGUUGCAUGCUGUGUGUCACUGACAAAAGGCGCUGUUGUUAGCAGAAGCUAAAGGCUAGCCGCUAGCCUCAGAGCUAACGGUCCUCAAAGCUGAGCAUGCGCACCCGAGCCGCGCGCACACGGGCUGCGGGCACGCGCACAGGUGUGUGACAGCUGCAGGAUGCCCCUCCCUCCACCUCCCCCUGCUGGCGGACCCCUGCCUACCCCAACCUCCAGCGAAGUGAACGGGCGUGGCGCCCUCCUGUCUGACAUCUGUAAAGGUACCAGGCUGAAGAAGGUGGCACAAGUGAACGACCGCAGCGCGCCGCUGCUGGAUGCCAAGAGCCCACCCCCCCACACUGACCACCCCUACAUCCGCUUGUACCAGUACCUCCACCAGCAGCAGGGGGCGCCCCCAGACAACAGCCAAGGUUGCGCUCGUUCCGCCUCCUCUCGUGCGGCGGCGCCCCUCCCACCCAACCAUCACCAUGAUGACACUCAAAACCCCUCCCCUCAGCAAAGGCGAGCCUCCUCUUCGCCCCCCCACCCCUCCGCAGGCAACUCCCCUGCCCCCCCUACCCACUCGCUUGUGAGUCGCCGUGGCAAUGCACCUUCCCCUCCCUCUUCUGCUGACAACGCAGAGAAACCCCCCCCUCCGACUCCUGGCAACACCCCCCCACCGCCCUCGCCCGGCAAUAGUAGACGGCCCCCCACCACGGGAGGAAACCCCCCCUCUGUCUCCUCUUCCCUGGCCCCUCCCCCACUGACCUACCGCCUCACCAACGUCUCACUCAGCAACAAGAGGACCGCCCCCUCGCCAGGAGGCCACACCCCCACCAGAGGUCCUGCUCCUCCACCGCCCCCUCCCUCGCCCAGUUCAUCCCAGCUGGGAGGCCACAGACCAACGCCCCCUCCAGGAAGAGCAACAGCAAGCAGAGAGGCUCCGCCUCCUCCUCCGUGCAGAGCACCGGGUAGCCCCUCCCUCUCCUCUGACCCCCCCACAAGGGGGAAGCCUCCUCCCCCGCCUACUCGCACCCCAGCUGCUCCUCCCCCGCCUCCCCCUCCUCUCCGCCAUGGACACGCCUCCUCGCCAUCCGUCACGUCCUCAUUGAUUGAGGACUUUGAAUCCAAAUAUAUGUUUCAUCCGCUGGAUGACUUCCCGCCGCCAGACGAGUACCGCCACUUCACCAAGAUCUACCCCAGCAAGGCCUACAGAGCCAUGAGAGGGGCACCUCCGCUGCCACCCGUGGGAAGGUGAAGCGACAGGACGACACACACGCGCUUGGCUGCAAUGAUAUCACCACUGAAGGCUUCAUCAUCUCAUCAGUGCUCAGUAUGAGUCCUCUUUGAUCAUGUGACUGCUUUGGCAUUAUAAGACAAAUAUGGAAGAUCCUUUAUUUUGAAAGGUGUGACGUGACGGUUGUCACGUGGCUGAAGUUGUUGUGAAGUCGUGUUAUGAUGUGUAGUCACAAAUAAACAACCCCGCAUUACCGUUUGUGGACACAUGGGGGCGCAGCAGGAUUUAAGCAGUUGUCUUAAAUCCAACUUCCUUUUCCGGAAGCUGGACGUCACCGGAAGUCAUUCGUCGCACGUGCGCAAACACCGGCGGUAGAGAAGCCGAGCGACGACAUUUUGGAGUUUUCCAAGCAAAACCAUCGUUUAAAAAACAAAACAAAAACUACAACCAGGAAGAGGAGGACGAGUCGGAUUAUACAACAGUUUGUCAUUUCAAAUGUCAGUUUUUCCAUAUGCCAGCACCCCUCCACAGUCCGACAGGCUGCUGUUUCAACACAGACACUUGGAUCUACUGUAUGCUCGUAUUCAAUGUAAACAGUACUGUAUGUACAGACACUAGUAUAGUGUCAGACUAUUUUUAGCCAUGUUAUUAUGUUGGCAUUCAUUCAAAUAACACCACCACAACUACUACUAUAAUAAUAAUAGUAAAUAUUUUUUUAUUAUAAUAUAAUUAAAAAUGUAUUUCUUUUGA
Dunckerocampus dactyliophorus (ringed pipefish) is the source of this 1985-nucleotide messenger RNA. RefSeq names its product WAS/WASL-interacting protein family member 2-like. The transcript is spliced from 7 exons. Gene Ontology annotation, molecular function: actin binding. NCBI's taxonomy places the organism in Eukaryota, Metazoa, Chordata, Actinopteri, Syngnathiformes, Syngnathidae. Bases 180 to 1256 code for a protein of 358 amino acids. The record is from RefSeq and is a predicted model, not a curated record.